GUUUUCUAGUUUGGAAAAAAAAAAAUGGAAAAAGCAGUUUGAAUUUACCGCUCUCUGUUUUCUUCUCCUUCGCUGGAAUCGGAUAUGGAGAAUAAGAAAAUCGGGAGAGACGGCAACGAGGAAGACGAUCAGAAGAUGGAGCAGUUCUUCGCGUUGAUCAGGAGUUUCCGGGAGGCGAGAAACCGGAGAAGAGAGGAACUGAGAGAGAUGGAGGAGAUGAAGAAAGAGAAGAAGAAGAUGCGGAGGUCCGGCGGCGAAGAGCAAUCGAACUGGAUUCCGACGUUUCGGCAGGAAGAUUUCACGCAGGAGAUUGAGUUUCGAAGACCGCCGAUCAUCUUUGCCAGUUCUUGCAACAAGAAAAAACAACCGGAAGAUAAUUUGGAUCUCAAUCUCAGACUCUAGCUGGUAGCUUGUGUGCUAUUUUCAGAAUUUUACUUUUUGUUCUUUUGUUUUUGUUUUUAAACAGUCACCAUGCCAGUAGAAAUGAUAUCUUUA
Molecule: messenger RNA, 495 nt
Organism: Rubroshorea leprosula
Lineage: Eukaryota; Viridiplantae; Streptophyta; Magnoliopsida; Malvales; Dipterocarpaceae
Source: the annotation of a GenBank genome assembly